Messenger RNA from Serinus canaria (Common canary), 1227 nucleotides. It is a transcript of the gene IHH, whose product is annotated as Indian hedgehog signaling molecule. The record is from RefSeq and is a predicted model, not a curated record. NCBI's taxonomy places the organism in Eukaryota, Metazoa, Chordata, Aves, Passeriformes, Fringillidae. The transcript is spliced from 3 exons. Gene Ontology annotation, molecular function: calcium ion binding; patched binding. The coding region runs from base 1 to 1227 and encodes 408 amino acids. Gene Ontology annotation, biological process: regulation of gene expression; cell-cell signaling; protein autoprocessing.
AUGAAGCCGGCGCGGCUGCUGCUGCUGCUGAGCGGGUGCGCGCUGCUGCUGGCGCCGGCCGUGCGCGGCUGCGGGCCGGGCAGGGUGGUGGGCAGCCGCCGCCGCCCGCCCCGCAAGCUCAUCCCACUCGCCUACAAGCAGUUCAGCCCCAACGUCCCCGAGAAGACGCUGGGGGCUAGCGGCCGCUACGAGGGCAAAAUCGCGCGUAACUCGGAGCGCUUCAAGGAGCUGACGCCCAACUAUAACCCCGACAUCAUCUUCAAGGACGAGGAGAACACUGGCGCCGACCGGCUCAUGACCCAGCGCUGCAAGGACCGCCUGAACUCGCUGGCCAUCUCUGUCAUGAAUCAGUGGCCAGGGGUGAAGCUGAGAGUGACGGAGGGCUGGGAUGAGGACGGGCACCACUCGGAAGAGUCACUGCAUUAUGAGGGCCGAGCUGUGGACAUCACAACCUCGGAUAGGGACCGCAACAAGUAUGGCAUGCUGGCCCGCCUGGCUGUGGAGGCUGGCUUCGACUGGGUCUACUAUGAGUCCAAGGCACACAUCCACUGCUCUGUCAAGUCAGAGCACUCAGCCGCUGCGAAGACGGGGGGCUGCUUUCCCGGGCGGGCACUGGCAACGCUGGAGGACGGUGCCCAGACGCCACUGUGGGCACUGCGCCCGGGCCAGCGAGUGCUGGCAAUGGACGGGGCAGGCAGGCCCACCUACAGUGACUUCUUGGCUUUCCUGGACAAGGAGCCCCGUGCCCUCACCACCUUCCACGUCAUCGAGACCCAGGAGCCGCCCCGGCGCCUGGUGCUGACGCCCACCCACCUGCUCUUUGUGGCAGAGAACGCGUCGGCGCCCACCGCCCACUUCCGUCCCAUCUUUGCCAGCCUCGUGACCCCGGGACACUUCGUGCUGGUGGUGGCCGGGGGGGGCAGCUUGCAGCCCGCUGAAGUGGUGCGGGUGCGGCACCAGAGAGAUGUGGGAGCCUACGCCCCGCUGACACGCCAUGGGACACUGGUGGUGGACGGUGUGGUAGCCUCGUGCUUCGCUCUGGUGCAGGAGCAGCAGCUGGCACAGCUGGUCUUCUGGCCACUCCGACUCUACCACAGCCUGGUGGGGUGGCCAGGGGUGCAGGGGGACGGUGUGCACUGGUACUCAGGGCUGCUCUACCGCCUGGGCAGGCUGCUCCUGCCCCCUGACAGCUUCCACCCACUGGGAAUAUCCCAUGCAGAGAGCUGA